Molecule: messenger RNA, 3024 nt
Organism: Zychaea mexicana
Lineage: Eukaryota; Fungi; Mucoromycota; Mucoromycetes; Mucorales; Lichtheimiaceae
Product: SERCA-type calcium-translocating P-type ATPase
Exons: 6
Coding region: 1-3024 (1007 amino acids)
Biological process (GO): calcium ion transmembrane transport; intracellular calcium ion homeostasis
Cellular component (GO): membrane
Molecular function (GO): P-type calcium transporter activity; ATP hydrolysis activity; ATP binding
Source: RefSeq, a predicted model, not a curated record
AUGGACAAUUCAUUUGUCAAGACACCGAAAGAGGUGUGUGCCCAUUUUGGGGUUGACCCCAACGUGGGUCUAGACGAAGGCCAAGUAACAAAACUACGACAAAAGCACGGCAGAAACGAGUUACCGGAGGAAGAUCCCACACCAUUAUGGCACCUUAUAUUGGAACAAUUCAAGGAUCAACUCGUGUUGAUUCUGUUAGCAGCCGCCAUCAUCUCGUUCGCUUUAGCCUUUUUUGAGGAGCACGAAGGACCCGAAGCCGCAACGACGGCAUUUGUCGAACCGAUUGUCAUUUUACUCAUUUUGAUUGCUAAUGCCACUGUGGGUGUGCUGCAAGAAUCGAGCGCCGAAAAGGCCAUUGAUGCUUUGCGUGAAUAUUCACCCGAUGAAGCCAAAGUCCUGCGUCAAGGCGGCCAGCUCCGCAAAAUCCGUGCUGAAGAACUCGUCCCCGGUGAUAUCAUUGAUGUUGCUGUCGGCGACAAAAUCCCUGCUGAUGCUCGUCUUUUGGAAGUCUUCUCCAGUGUCUUUCGCGUGGAUCAGGCUGUCCUCACCGGCGAAUCUGUUAGUGUCAACAAGGAUGUGGAACGGAUAGCGGAUGACGGUGCGGUCAAACAGGAUCAGCACAACAUGUUGUUUUCCGGUACUACUUGUGUGUUGGGUAAAGCGCGUGCUGUUGUCGUUCAAACGGGCGCUUCGACUGCUAUUGGUGAUAUCCACACCUCGAUCUCAUCUCAAAUUGCUGAAAAGACUCCUCUGAAGCGCAAGCUGGAUGAGUUUGGUGAUAUGCUCGCCAAGGUCAUUACUGUCAUUUGCGUCCUCGUCUGGAUCGUCAACAUUCGCCACUUUAAUGACCCGUCCCAUAAUGGUUGGAUUCAGGGCGCCGUGUACUAUUUCAAGAUUGCCGUCGCUUUGGCUGUUGCUGCUAUCCCUGAAGGCUUGGCAGCUGUCAUCACUGCUUGUUUGGCCCUUGGUACCAAGAAGAUGGCCAAGUGCGGCGCUAUCGUUCGAAGCUUGCCCAGUGUUGAAACACUCGGCUGCACAAGCGUCAUUUGCUCCGACAAAACCGGUACUUUGACAACGAAUCAAAUGAGCGUCUCGCGAUUUGUAGCGGUGGACUCUGCAUCCGGUCGUUUGAAAGAACUUCAUAUUGAAGGCACCAGCUACGAACCAAUUGGUGCUGUCAAGACUGCAGAUGGAAUGAUUACUGCACACCUGCCAGCCAGCAAUGCGCUUAUGCGCGAAGCCGCUUUAGUUUGCUCCUUGUGUAACGAUGCUCGAAUUGUUUACGACGAGGCUGCUAAUAACCACCAAUGUAUUGGUGAACCUACCGAAGCAGCACUUCAAGUUUUGGUUGAAAAGUUGGGUACAGAUACAUCCGGCGUGAACGCCAAAUUGAGCACGCUCUCGAAAAAGGACCGAACCACUGCAUGCAACGACCACUACAGCUCCCAGUUUAAGCGUCUGGCCACGCUCGAAUUCACCCGCGACCGCAAGUCCAUGUCUGUCGUCGUCUCCUCUGGCACGCAAAACACGCUUUUGGUCAAGGGCGCACCCGAAUCUAUUUUAGACCGAUGCCAAUACGUCCAGACACAUGAAUCUGCUGCACCUGUCCCCAUGACCACUGCGAUCCGUGAUGAAUUGAACAAGAAGAUUUUGGAAUAUGGCAAAGGCUUGUCGUUGCGUUGCAUUGGCUUGGCCAAGAUUGACAAUGUCAACAUGUCUACGUUUGAUUUGCGCGAACAGAGCUCAUUCUACAAGUACGAAACCAACAUGACAUUCUUGGGUUUGGUUGGCAUGAUGGAUCCUCCUCGUCCUGAAGUCAGUGCCUCGAUUGAAAAGUGCAAGACUGCCGGUAUUCGUGUCAUCAUCAUUACCGGUGACAACAAGGAUACCGCUGAAGCCAUUGGUCGUAACAUUGGCGUUUUUGAACCGGAUGAGGAUUUAACGGGCAAGAGUUACACGGGUCGCGAAUUUGAUGAAUUGUCACCUGCACAAAAGAUUGAAGCUGUCAAGCGUGCCAACCUGUUUUCGCGUACUGAACCUGCCCACAAGCAAGAGCUGGUCGAUUUGUUGCAGUCUGUCGGUGAAAUCGUUGCCAUGACGGGUGACGGUGUCAAUGAUGCCCCCGCUUUGAAGCGUGCCGAUAUCGGUGUUGCCAUGGGUAGCGGUACCGACGUUGCCAAGUUGGCUGCUGACAUGGUUUUGGCUGACAAUAACUUUGCCACGAUCGAAAAGGCUGUUGAAGAGGGUCGCUCCAUCUACAACAACACCAAGCAAUUCAUCCGCUACUUGAUUUCCUCCAACAUUGGUGAAGUCGUGUCCAUCUUUUUGACCGUUCUUCUUGGAUUGCCCGAAGCUUUGAUUCCUGUUCAGUUGCUCUGGGUGAACUUGGUCACGGAUGGUCUCCCUGCUACCGCUCUUGGUUUCAACCCCCCUGAUCACGAUAUCAUGCGUCGCCCUCCCCGUAGCGGUAAAGAGUCUUUGAUCGACGGCUGGUUGUUCUUCCGCUACAUGGCUAUUGGUACAUAUGUCGGUGUUGCUACUGUCUUUGGUUAUGCAUGGUGGUUCAUGUUCUAUUCUGGUGGUCCUCAAAUCUCUUACUAUCAGUUGUCCCAUUUCCAUCAAUGCUCGGACUUGUUCCCUGAAAUUGGAUGUGAGAUGUUCACCAACACCUUCUCGAUGAAAGCCACCACCAUGAGCUUGUCGAUUCUUGUUGUCAUUGAAAUGUUGAACGCUAUGAAUAGUCUGAGUGAAAACGAAUCUUUGCUCACCUUGCCCUUGUGGAGCAACCCUUACUUGGUGUUCUCUAUUGUCCUUUCGAUGGCCUUGCACUUUAUGAUCCUGUACGUUCCAUUCUUCACUCAACUUUUCGCCAUUAUUCCGUUGAACGUGGAGGAAUGGAAGGCUGUCAUGUGGAUCUCGUUGCCUGUGAUUGUUUUGGAUGAGUUCUUAAAGUUUAUCACUCGCACUUGGAUUUCUCCUCCUACCAAGACCGCUCAUGCCCAGAAGAAGUCAAAGAAAGAUUAA